UCAUACCUCAUACGUCAGUUCGAUGUAACACCGAGCGGUCGUUUUCUCCUGGGCUCAUUGUAGUUCGCACGAAAGCCCUUUAACAGUGUCUAUUCAAAUGUAGUCGCCUUGCUGCUAUCCAUCAAGAGCCUUCAGAAGUUCGAGAGGAAAACCGAUGAAAACAUCCGCAGCGGUCUAGAACAGAUUCGACCGUCUCCGAGCGUCCAACACAGGACUUUCCCGAUGGGUUGAGAACGCCUACAUUGUGUGCUGUGGUCACGCCACUGACGCUGAUACAUUUUGGAGAGUGCGCUGAGGAACUGUACAACCUUGUUCCUCCGUCACCAUUUCACCAUAGGACCACCAGACUCGGCAAGGCGGCAUCGCUUCACGGGUAAAAAGUCACUUACUGAAAGAAGCUGGUGUUGAUCACCAAAAAUUUCGCACAGAAAAGCGGAUUCCAAUGUCUCCGAGCAGACCCGUCGGAGCAUCGCCAGAGAACCCGUGAACACCGGGAUUGGUCAUCGGACGUCCGAUGCGCUCUCUCCCAUUGGAGCUAAUCACAUACACGCGCUGUCACUUCAUUGUUAUUAAAUUCCUGAGCAUCUUCUAUAUUUUAUAGUUUUCUAUAUUUUCUUCUUCAUUGAUAUAAAGUAAAAGUCCAAAAUGAGCAAGAUCCUGAAAGUAGUUGGAGCGUCGUGGCUCCGAACGAAGAUCAGCUCUUACAUCCUGGGAAUUAUUGGAGUUCUGGCAAUAGUCGCGCUCUUCGUGGGGCAAUUUGAUAGAAUUCAAGAGGACGGAAAUUAUGCAGCCACAGUAUUCUACUCGAACAAGACGGGAUAUCGCAUCGAGUAUUGGGGUCAGAGCAACGAACUAUCCGACAUACCGAAGGGAGUCGCUCGGGCCCACUUCCGAAUGGACAUUGACACAACUGGCUGGUCGCUAUUGGAAGUAGAGACCGACGGUUCGUACCCCGACGAGAUCCAGGCGUACGCAGCAGGCAUAGUCGAGGGCGCUCUGACCUGGUACCUGAUCCACACUCACCUGGAGAACACCAUCCGCGCCAGGUGCGCAGACCAGGAGAAGCAGUGCGACAAACUGAGGGAUGCCCUGGACCGGUCCGUUAACAUCUGGAAGACGAAGUCUUCUGAGCGAGCGGCUGCUGAACCAUUCUGGCAUCAAGUGUCCUUACACUACACUCAAAUCAGCGGCAUCUACACCGGCUGGAAGCACGGCGUAGACCGCAGCAUGAAGGAGUACGACCAUGACAUCUCAGACCUUCACUGGCUCAACGCCGUGACUGAGGUCGUCGAGUUCCAGCGUAAGAUGAACUGGACUCUGCGUGACCCGACACUUGACGCCGUAUCCGGGUUGUCCAGCGCGUUUCUGAGGAUUGUUAAUGAAACAGCUGAAGAUGGAACGCCUGCCACCAAGCUGUACGUCGCUCAUAACGCUGCUGGAAGCUACUCGUCAAUGACCAGAAUACUGAAACGGUACAAGCUCAACUACCACCUAACAUCGAGGAGCUCAACACUAGUAUCCGGAACGACUGUUGAAUUCUCCGGUUACCCUGGCUCUGUGACCAGCCAGGACGAAUUCUACAUGGUGCAGGGCGCUGGACAUAGCAUGGCCAUCACAGGGACCUCGCUCAAUAACUAUAACAGUCAUCUGUGGAAGGAUGUCAAUAUUACUGUUCAAAUACCAACAGCGCCGCGCGUGGCAACCGCUAACCGCCUCGCUUCCACCCCUAGUGCCUGGGCCCACAUUCUGGCUGUCAGCAAUUCUGGCACUGCGAGCAAGCAGUGGCUGGUCGUCGACUUCAACGCACUCGGCCAUUUGGAUGACGCUGGGAAAAAGGCUGACAGGAAGGAGUUCGUUCCCAUGACCGGAUUAAACCAAGACGUGCGGCACAUAAGUGUGAUUCGCAACAGCACCGGUCACCAGAAAGGCUUGCUGCGUCUGAUAGAACAGGUCCCCGGGCGCACGCACUCGGCUGACCUCACUGAAACCUUGCUGGAACAGGGCUUUUGGGCCACUUAUGGGUUGCCGUUCUUUGAAGAUAUCGCCAAUCACACGCACGUAAACCGAAUGAAACAAGAACACGGUGAAAUUUUCUCCGAAUUCCAAUCACCCCGAGCCGUCAUGUUCAAGAGAGGCUACAAGAACGCCACGUCUCUAGACAGCAUCAUAGCCCUAAUGAGGCAGAACAAUGUAACGGCAAUGAACAGAGCGAGUAAUGAAACCGUGGAGUGUACUAGAAAUGUAACAUGUAUUUUAGAAGAUAACGGUUACUGGUCAGUGUUGGGAGUGCGUGGUGACAUAGCGCACUAUAAGGAAGCUUAUGGAGUUAUUGACACCAAAGUGGUUGUAGGACAAGCGAACCAGCGCUCACUACAAUUCGUUGCCAUAUCCAGUCCGCCGUACUCAAACUCAACAACCAACUCCACCAUCCCCCUCAACAAAGGCACCGUGGCGACCAUUUACACCGACCAGUUCGACGACGAGCCCACCAUCAACGGGCUCGAGAUCAGAGACCUCGUGAAGAAACAGCUAGAAGAAGAAGCUCAAGAAACCCUAGAACGGCUCAACAGGGAUGUCAUCAAACCCUUCCAAUGGUCUGACACUGAAUUCCAGAACAGGACCCACGAAGGCUUACCCGAUACAUGGAACUUUGGCUCCUUCACGCCAGUUUGGUCGUGGUGAAUCUCUUAGCGUCCUUUAAAUCAUAAUAAUUAAAUAUAGAAUAGUGGUGCAACGUCAAUAACUCACAGUACUGAUCCCAGCUGCUUACAGUACCUAAAUCCAAGUUCAAGAGAUGUCUUAGAAUAAAAUGCUAGCUCUUUCCCCGACAUGGCUAGCUAAUUGGUACUGUUAAAAUAGACGUUGCAACAUUAAUGUAGGAUAAAUUGUGUAAGUAAUAAAUCGAUAUUUUUUUAUUGUUUUACCCAUUGUAUUCAAUGGCCGUAUAACAUCCGUCCGAUUUUACAUAAUCGUCAAUGAAAUCACCCAAAACUCGAUUCCAUUAAUAAUUGUUAAUUCAAUGUUUUAAGUACUUAUAUAAUUAUUUAUUUCAUUUGUGUUCGUGUUUGUUAGAAAGUGUCGUACCUUUUGAUUUGUAAGAAUGUUAUUUUUACGUCGUCUGUAGGGCCUAUGUUUUAACCCACGACGAUAAAGUAUUGUCACCUAUCCGACUGAGUAUUUGAGGGAGUCAUAAAUAAAAUUGCCAAUAUUAUCAUAAAAAGAACUCCAAGAUUGCAUUAGGUAGUUAAAAACACUAUAUUUUCCUUUAUAACUUUGUACUUAAAAAUACUUUUACCUACAAUUAUUGUUCUUUUUAAUAAAAAUGAAGUGACCUGAAAAAUUAAGAGAAUCGCUUUUGCUCUCGAAAAUAUACCUUUAUUCAAAAUG
Molecule: messenger RNA, 3387 nt
Organism: Leguminivora glycinivorella
Lineage: Eukaryota; Metazoa; Arthropoda; Insecta; Lepidoptera; Tortricidae
Gene: lama
Product: putative phospholipase B-like lamina ancestor
Exons: 12
Coding region: 646-2682 (678 amino acids)
Biological process (GO): phospholipid catabolic process
Cellular component (GO): extracellular region
Molecular function (GO): glycerophospholipase activity
Source: RefSeq, a predicted model, not a curated record